Molecule: messenger RNA, 441 nt
Organism: Myripristis murdjan (pinecone soldierfish)
Lineage: Eukaryota; Metazoa; Chordata; Actinopteri; Holocentriformes; Holocentridae
Gene: insl3
Product: insulin-like 3 (Leydig cell)
Exons: 2
Coding region: 1-441 (146 amino acids)
Biological process (GO): adenylate cyclase-inhibiting G protein-coupled receptor signaling pathway
Cellular component (GO): extracellular region
Molecular function (GO): hormone activity; G protein-coupled receptor binding
Source: RefSeq, a predicted model, not a curated record
AUGUCUGCUGCUAAAUGUCUGGUGUCUCUGAUGGUGGUGCUCGUGGUUGGAGAGUGUGGGGCCCAUGCGCAGGACCGGAUUAAGAUUUGUGGGAGAGAGCUGAUACGUCUGGCUGUCUCAUCCUGUGGCAACUCCCGACUACGGAGAAGCCUCCCAGACUUUGAGUUUGGGCAUCACCAUGGCAAUCCUCACAAUGACAGCUUCAAGCUUCCUGUCUCUCUCUCUGUCUGCACAGAGGACGAGGGCAUCUCCACGGAGGAGAACCAGGCAGCGUCAGAGGUGGCCGCCGCCUUCUCACAGCCUCACAGGGUGUGGGACGAUUUCCUCUCGGCUCCUCACUGGUACUCCCUGUCCCCUCGUGCGAGACGUGCUGCUGGAAAAAUAUCUGAUAUUUGCUGUGAGAGAGGAUGCAGCGUGAAAGAGCUGAUCCAGUUUUGCUAG